GAAAAUCUCUAUUUGAUAGCCUGUGUUUUCCUGCUAGAAAGCACUUUUCUUUGUCCUGAUUGGUCAAUUAAAUACUCCAUUUUAUGGAUAAGAUUUUUGAACGCAUUCCUUAAAUAAGUGAAAUUAGUCUAUUUCAGAACAUAAUAUUUUAUAGUGGGAAUAUGGGAAAUAAAUUCAACCGCUUUGUCUGACAGGAAUUCAAAUUUAAAACGGUUUGUUAUGGGCUUGUCACAUUUAAGAAAUUAUUAAUUGUUAUAAGCAACAAAAAUAUUUUUCUCAGAUUAAUGUGUUCUGUUUCUUAAAUAUUAAUAACUUAUAAAUAUUCAUUAAAAAUAAUAUAUGAUAUAAUAUAUGAUAUAUAUCAAUAAAUAUAACCUCGAUGUGAUAUAUAAAAAAGUUUUAUGUCUCAAAUAAUCUGAAACAGAUUGAAGACAAAUCGUAAAAAACAUAUAAUAUAUAUACAAAGUACAUUAUCUCAUGUUAUUCGUGCAGUGAACUAAUAAUAUGGAUAAGGAUAAUAAAGUUAAUCUUAGAAGAUAUUUCUUUGGAGAAAUAGUUGAUAAGCAAUACAAGAGAGUACAACAACUUAAUGCUGCUACAAUAUUGAUAAAAAGUAAAAACAAUAUAAAAGAUGAACUUCAAGAAAUAUAUAACAAAGUAUUGCAAGUCUCAUAUGGUAUUAAUAACAUGAGGGCAAUUUUGGAAAAAAUGAAAGAACAGAAUACACAUUCUAGAGAAUUAUUGUCGCUGAUUGGAACUUUGAACAAAAGAAUUUUAUAUCAAAAGGAGAAUGUUCCACCAGAACUUAUACAAGGCUACCAAAAUGCUGAUAAGCAAACAUACGUUCAAACUCAACUCACUUCUACAAAAAGUGCUACAAAUUCAACACACAAAUUGAUAGGGCAACAACUAUCUGCUAUUGAAAUAUCUGCUGUAUAUAACAGUGAUACUAUUGAACAAGAGAUAAUAAAAGACUGUAAAAGAACACUUUUCAAUGAACCAGAAAUAUGCCCAACAAUAUCAUUUAUCAGUCCAGAAGAAUUUAAUAAAGUGCCUAAAUACAUUAUUGGGAGACAAACUUUGGACACAAUUAAUAAUUUGAUAAGUGACAUAAAUAAUACACUAAUCACCAAAUAUACAAUCUUAUCAUUGGGAAAAGCUGGUGCUCAAAAGAGGGGCGAAAUUAAUCUGUAUCUACAGUAUAAAAAACAAGAAUAUAAUAUUAAAGAAGAAAAAGGAUACUUAUACUUCUUCACAGCCGAAGAUUAUUAUAUGCAAACUAAAAAAAAGAUUGAUAAGACUAAAUUAAACUUAAUAACUGCAUUGCGCCAUUGCAAGCGUUUACGUGAAUGCAGAACAAAAAAUGAAUUGCGAUAUGUUAUAAUUAAUUAAUAUAAUCUUCAUUUUUUGUUUACAUUCUUAAUCUCUUCUAUCGUUAAUUAAUAACUUUUGAAAUAAAUAAUUUUUUUAUGAUUGUAAAAAAGUCAUAAUUUAUUAAUAGCAUUGUUAUCAUCAUAUGCAGGGUGUUAAAAAAAAAAUGAAGAGAAUUAGGAAGAUUAUAGGAUGAAAAGAAUUAUAGAAUUAUAUUAAUCACUAAAUUAAAUAUAAGUCAACAUAAAUAAAAGAAAAUGCUUGCUAUUUUUACAUUGAUGCUUGCUAAAAUUACAUUGAUUAUAACGAAAUGCACAAUGGAAAACU
Molecule: messenger RNA, 1698 nt
Organism: Cataglyphis hispanica
Lineage: Eukaryota; Metazoa; Arthropoda; Insecta; Hymenoptera; Formicidae
Product: spindle and kinetochore-associated protein 1-like
Exons: 4
Coding region: 505-1392 (295 amino acids)
Biological process (GO): mitotic cell cycle; regulation of microtubule polymerization or depolymerization; cell division
Cellular component (GO): outer kinetochore; mitotic spindle; spindle microtubule
Molecular function (GO): microtubule binding
Source: RefSeq, a predicted model, not a curated record